Strongylocentrotus purpuratus (purple sea urchin) is the source of this 1723-nucleotide messenger RNA. It is a transcript of the gene nfyc, whose product is annotated as nuclear transcription factor Y subunit gamma. Gene Ontology annotation, molecular function: DNA binding; DNA-binding transcription activator activity, RNA polymerase II-specific; protein heterodimerization activity. Lineage: Eukaryota; Metazoa; Echinodermata; Echinoidea; Camarodonta; Strongylocentrotidae. Gene Ontology annotation, cellular component: nucleus; CCAAT-binding factor complex. Gene Ontology annotation, biological process: regulation of DNA-templated transcription. The record is from RefSeq and is a predicted model, not a curated record. The coding region runs from base 137 to 1150 and encodes 337 amino acids. The transcript has 10 exons.
UAUACUGCAUGUGUGUAUUAUUUCGCGUGUAUACCGCGUAUUGUACACCAUUUUCGGUCCAUAUAAUAGUUGCAACCGUUUUGCGCCUACCAGCUCACAGCUCUUUAUCUGCUCGUAUUUUCAACUUUGCUAGAUAAUGGAGUCCUCGGACGGUCAGACAAGCAGUAACCAGACUGAAUCUCAGAUACACCAUGAGCAAUACUGGGACAGACAGAUGGAUACCAUCAGUAACUUGAAACAUAGUGAUUUCAAGAAGGCUCAGGAACUUCCUCUGGCCAGGAUCAAAAAGAUUAUGAAGCUGGAUGAAGAUGUGAAGAUGAUAAGUGCUGAAGCCCCUGUAUUAUUUGCCAAGGCUGCGGAGAUCUUCAUCACAGAACUCUCCCUCAGAGCAUGGCUCCAUACAGAAGAGAAUAAGAGGAGAACACUUCAGAGGAAUGAUAUCGCCAUGGCAAUCACCAAGUACGAUCAGUUUGAUUUCUUGAUUGACAUUGUACCCAGAGAUGAACUUAAACCACCAAAAAGAUCAGAUGGUCAGCUGCAGCAGACGGCCAUACCGGCAGAUCAGGUCCAGUAUUACUUCAGUGUGCCUCAACAAGGCCAGAACCAAGCGGCUAGCACUCUUCAGGUCCAGAACCCCGCCCCUGUCGUCACCGCUGCUAGUGCUAACACUGUACAGCAGCCGACCGCUCAGGCCGCCGGGCAGAUCGUGACCUCUCAGCCACAAGUACAGUUUAUCACCGUCGGUGGUAACCAAGCUGGGACCGGAAGUACCCAGCAGCAGCAACUGCUUCAGUCUCUGCAGCAGAUCCAGACUGGAACUGAUGGACAGACAACCCUGAUCAACGCACAAGGACAGGUCAUCCCCAUUCAGCUUCCGGCAGGUACCAAUCUACAACAGGUCGUAGCCAAUGCUAGUGGAGAUAACCAACAGAUUCAGUUCGGUGGUAACCAGAUACAGUACGUAAGACAGGGCAGCACCGGGACUCAACAACCAACGGCUGGACAAGAAUUCAUCACUCAACUAUCUGGAGGACAGAUCUUCCAGAUCCAGCAGGUUCCUGGCCAGACCCAGGCAGGAGGAUUGGGACAGCAGGUGUUCCUUCAACAAGCCAUGCCUGAAGCGGUGGCAACCAGCUCAGAGCAACAGUGAAUGAACACUGAGCCUUGGACACCAUGUAAAUGAACUGAGUUAUGCGUUAGGGAAGAGAGACACGAAUGAGUAUUGCUUGUGAUGAGAAUUACAGGCAAUGUGGUGCUAGGAUCUCUUCAGAUGUCCUGCCAGCGGUGCCUGAAGCGGUAGCAACCAGCUCGGAGCAACAGUGAAUGGACACUUAGCCUGGGACACCUGGGACACAAAACUUGUCAUCAGUGACAAAUGACAGUUGUUGUUGUUAUAAGCUACUAAAAUCCUUGCUUCUGAUUGGUUAUCAGCAGAUUUGUCACUGAUAUUUGUCAUUGAAAAAAGGCUUUGUGAAACGGGUCCUGUACUCGGAUGCCUUGGGGUAUCUAUUAUAAGUACAUACCCAGUCGGAUGCUGUCAUUAUCUGUGCAUAAAUAGCAUGUGAACACAGGUACAAGGAGACUGACUGCAAUGUCUCCUAGUGGACUGGAGAGGGAGCACUGUAUUCAAUACAGAGCCAUCUAUACACAGAGUUUGGCAAACCAGGUUCGAGUUGGAACCAAUAUGGCGACAACUGCUUUGUUGGGAAAGCACAAAACAAAA